AUGAUAACAGAAAUUGCGAAACAAAUAAAAACCCUAAAAAACUACAAGGCGCCCGGUGAAGACGGGAUUACCGGAGAGCUACUUAAAACAGGUGCGGAGAAUCUUGUUAAAUAUAUUCACCGUUUAAUAAGUUUAAUAUGGCAAAAAAAAGAGAUACCAAAGAAAUGGAAAACAGCCUUAGUCUAUCCCAUCCACAAGAAAGGAGACAAACAAACAUGCAACAAUUAUAGAGGGAUUGCCUUGCUUAAUGUAACGUAUAAGAUUUUAUCUUACUGUAUACUUGACAGAAUCAAACCUUGGGCAGAAGAGAUUAUAGGAGACCAGGCCGGUUUCAGGCAAAACCGCUCCACGAUAGAUCAAAUCUUCAUUCUAUGUCAGGUGUUACAAAAACUUGGGAGUAUGACAAAAGCGUACAAAAUAUGGUUUUUAUUGAUUACAAAAAAGCAUAUAAUUCAAUGUAUAGAGCGUCUCUAAUCAAGACUUUAGAAGAGUUCGGAAUGCCUAGCAAGUUAAUAAGCCUCGUCGAGUGCAAUAUAGUCACACCGACAUAAAGGUAAAAGUAGGAUAAACCUUAUCGAAAACGGUUCAAGUGACAACUGGACUAUGGCAGGGUGACGCCAUAUCACCGGUUAAAUUCAACAUAGUAUUAGAAAAAGUAGUUAGAGAAGCAGUCUUAGAUAAGGAAGGAGUAAAACUAGGAGAAAAUAACAUUGGAAUAUUAGCAUAUGCAGACGAUAUAGUGUUGAUGGCAGAAAGCAAAGAUAAACUUAAACAACAAUCAAAACAACUCAUAAAUGCUGCUAAACGUGUAGGCCUAGAAAUUAACGCUGAGAAAACUGAGUAUAUGGUUGUGCAAAGACAUGAACAAAUAGGCUGCCGUAACGAGGUCCUAGAAGUCGAAAACUACAAAUUCAAAAGAAUGCAGCAGUUCAAAUACCUUGGCACACUAAUUACACAGCAGAAUGAAAUAGGUACGGAAAUAAAAGCAAGAAUACAAGCUGCCAAUAAAUGCUAUUUUGGCCUGAAAAAGCUAUUAAAAUCUAGAGUAAUCUCGAAGAAUCUGAAAUCCCAAAUAUACCGGACACUUAUCAAGCCAGUGGUGACAUAUGGGUCGGAAACUUGGACCAUGACGAAAAAAGACGAAAAUGCUCUUUUAGUGUUUGAAAGAAAGGUACUGAGGAAAAUCUAUGGACCACGUAUAGACGAACCUACAGGUGAAUGGAGAAUACGGAAAAACAAGGAACUUCAGAAUUUGUAUCAAAGACCAAAUAUUAAAGAAGAUAUCACCAAAAGAAGACUGAAGUGGGCAGGACAAUCUUGGAGAAAAACAGGGUCAUUGAUAAAAAUAGUACAAGCGAAUGCACCGAAAGGAAAACGACCACUUGGAAGGCCGAGGUUACACUGGGAAAAUAAAAUCAAAGAAGACAUAGAGAAAGUGAGACCAGGAUUGGAUUGGAAGGAGUUAGCCUUAGAUAGGGAAACAUGGAGACGAAUCUGUUGA
Messenger RNA from Cinara cedri, 1501 nucleotides. NCBI's taxonomy places the organism in Eukaryota, Metazoa, Arthropoda, Insecta, Hemiptera, Aphididae. The record is from the annotation of a GenBank genome assembly.